GAAUCCGAGUGUCUCAGUCGCUUCGCCGUUUUCAGGUGGGCAAGGGCUCCCAUCAGCUCUCCCCGACCCCUGUCGCCUUAGCCUGAUGCCAUUGAACUAUUCGUAUCUGGAUAGCAAUCGACCAAAUCUCCUCCCCGGGCAGUGCCUGUAUGGCUACUGCUAUAUAUUCGACCCUUUUGUCACCGCCGUCAUCCUACAUCACAUGCAUAUUACAUCCGACACAUUCUGCAAAUACACACUCCUUCUGUACAUAUAUCAAUCUCUCAGCGAGUAAAUAUGACUGCCACGGCGGUGUCCAUGCCGAAUUCGGCACUCCCUGCCUUCCCAAACUUAUCCCCAGCAUCGUCAUCAGAAGCACCACCAAGGUCAGACCUCCUAACGCUGGUCGACCGGAUUCGCCACGCCGCAGCGAACGAGCACAAUGCAUCCCCGGACUCGCAUUCCCAACUCCUCACCCUCAUUGAUGAGUUGAAGUUGGCCGUGGAAACGCCGAACGAGACCGUCCUGCGUCUCAUUUAUCAGCCUCCCCAAAAUGCAGCCCUCCGCACCGUCAUGGACAUGGGUAUCUGCCCUCUUCUCGUGCAACAUGCACACAGGGGCCUUUCGGCCUCUGAGUUGGCCAGCCAUACCGGUGCCGAGCGGGCUUUGAUAGUGCGACUCAUGAGAGUCAUGGUGGCCCUGGGGUUGUGCGACAACCCCUCGACCGAGGUGUACCUGCCGAAUAGCAAGACGUUGGCUUUGACGCAGCCGAUCGGCAGGGACGGUGUUCCUUGCAUUUACGACCUCACUCUCCCAACGCUCUCCAAACUCCCUGACUACUUCCGCGACCACCAGUAUGUCAUGCCCAGGGAGUACAAGAGCUGUCCGAUGCAGUGGGCCGUCGGCCAAAGCCAGUUUGAGUGGCUUGCUCAGCGCAAGCUGAGCCAGACGCGCUUUAACUCGUACAUGGCUUCUCGCCGACAGGGAAAGCCCGCCUGGUUCGACACAUUUCCUGUUGAGCGGCUGAGCCGGACGGCUGUUACGCGCGACGACGCUGUCUUCCUGGUCGAUGUGGGUGGGAAUCAGGGGCAUGACUUGGUGCGGUUCCGGAAACGGUUCCCCUCUGUUGCUGGGAGAGUGGUGCUGCAGGACUUGCCCAAGGUUUUGGCGUCUGCGCCGGCGUCGUCGUUGAAGGAGGAUGGCGUUGAGACUAUGGGGUAUAGCUUUUUUGAUCCGCAGCCAGUGAAGGGAGCAAGAAUCUACUACUUCCGCGCCAUCUUCCACGACUGGCCGGAUGAUAUUUGCCGCCAGAUCCUAGCUAACACCGUCUCCGCCAUGGACGCAGAGUAUUCCCGGAUCGUGAUCGUGGACUUUGUCCUCCCCGACACGCACGCCCCGCUUCUACAGUCCAGCCUGGACAUCCAGAUGAUGAGCAUCGGGGCUGGGGCGGAGCGAUCUGAGAGCCAGUGGAAGGAGCUUCUUGGGUCUGCGGGACUCGAGAUCCGGAGUGUCUGGAGGAAUGGUCCUGGUAUGGAAAGCGUGAUGGAGGUUGCAGUGCGGUAGACUUCGUGGGGCUGCACUAUUUCGCUAGCAAGGAGACUGGCGUAACAACGUGGUAGACAGCGCAUACGUAUCCAUACAUUAACUUUCAGCCUACAUUGUUGAUACCGGCUACACCAGAUUCUGUACCUUGAAGAACGCGCAGUAAUUAAGUUAACGUGCACUGACACACACAUACCCCCCUUACUUCGUGCAGGCGUUGGGAAUAUAGACAGGAGACGUGUGCUUCUGCAGCAGUCAAUUAAUUUCCCAAUCAUUCCUCAUGCAAGGUUAUCUUUGCAGCUAUCAUUCCAUCCCACAUGCAGGAUACUUAUUGCAUAUGACAGAUCUGUCUGUUU
This is a messenger RNA of Aspergillus campestris IBT 28561, 1877 nucleotides long. Its product is annotated as S-adenosyl-L-methionine-dependent methyltransferase. The record is from RefSeq and is a predicted model, not a curated record. Bases 277 to 1542 code for a protein of 421 amino acids. Gene Ontology annotation, molecular function: O-methyltransferase activity. Lineage: Eukaryota; Fungi; Ascomycota; Eurotiomycetes; Eurotiales; Aspergillaceae. The transcript is spliced from 5 exons.